Molecule: messenger RNA, 2719 nt
Organism: Ipomoea nil (Japanese morning glory)
Lineage: Eukaryota; Viridiplantae; Streptophyta; Magnoliopsida; Solanales; Convolvulaceae
Product: protein KINESIN LIGHT CHAIN-RELATED 3-like
Exons: 2
Coding region: 164-2371 (735 amino acids)
Molecular function (GO): protein binding
Source: RefSeq, a predicted model, not a curated record
AUCAUAUGAUAUGUACUAGAUCUGUUUCUGGAUUUUCUUGGCAGAGUUUGUGGGUAUGGAAAGGUUGAACUUUUAGCUCUCUAAGAUUGUGUUUUCUUUACCAAAUGGUUGCAGAUAAGUUAUUUAAUUUAUUGGGGGUUUUUCUUGCUGUGGGUGCUAAAAGAUGCCUGGAGUUGUUGUGGAUGAGAUUCAUGAAGAUAGGGAGGAUAGUGAAUUGAAGGAGAAUGAGAAUGAGAAUUCUGGAGUUCAUAAUGACGAUUUAGUUGUGAAUGGGUCUCCGAGGAAUGGUUUGGCAUCUCAAAGCCCUCGGAAUGGGGGAACGGGCUAUACGGGGAAUGGGGUGGCCGAGAAAUCUAUUGAGGAGCUCUAUGAUAAUGUGUGCGAGAUGCAGAGCUCUGAGCAUUCGCCAUCGAGGCAGAGUUACGGGUCUGAUGGGGAUGAGUCGAGAAUAGAUUCGGAGUUGCGGCAUCUCGUGGGAGGGGAGAUGAGGGAAGUGGAGAUAAUGGAGGAGGACGAGGAGUUGCAGAGGCCCGGGAAUGGGAAUGAUGAUUCCCGUAGUGAUUCUGGUUCUAAGAAGGAGAGUUCUUCUACUACAGCGUUGGGCAAUUCCGAAUCUUCAACCAGCAAAACUCCCCCGUCGGGGAAAUCGAAGAAAGCUUCUCAAUCGCAGUUGGAGUCCGAUGCUUCGGGGAAAUCAAGUCCGAAAGGCAAAAGCCCUCCGGGGAAACCUUCAGUAGAUAAGCAGAGCGAAAAAAGAAAACCAGCUAGGGGAGUUUCCUCUUUGAAUAAAAAGAAGGGUACUGAGGAUAUGUCUGAUUCGGGUGUAGAAAAUCCCGAUCUUGGACCGUUCUUGCUCAAGCAAGCAAGGGAUUUGAUUUCUUCCGGGGAUAACCCUCGUAGAGCUCUCGAUUUAGCUCUUCGAGCUGCCAAGUCGUUUGAAAAAUGUGCUGACGGGAAGCCCAGCUUGGAUGUGGUCAUGUGCUUGCAUGUCACAGCAGCUAUACACUGUAAUUUAGGCCAGUACGGUGAUGCUAUUCCCAUUCUGGAAAACUCGAUCGAGAUCCCCGUGAUCGAGGAAGGCCAAGAUCACGCCCUGGCUAAAUUCGCUGGAUAUAUGCAGUUGGGUGACACUUAUGCAAUGUUGGGCCAAGUCGAGAACUCGAUUAUUUGUUAUACGACAGGUUUGGGAAUCCAAAGACAAGUUCUCGGGGAUAACGACCCGAGAGUUGGCGAAACGUGCAGGUACCUGGCAGAAGCUCACGUUCAGGCGUUGCAAUUUGACGAGGCUGAGAAACUUUGCCAGAUGGCUCUGGACAUGCACCGGGAUAACGGCUCACCUCCUUCCCUCGAGGAGGCAGCAGAUAGGAGGCUGAUGGGGUUAAUUUGCGAGUCGAAGGGAGACCACGAGGCUGCUCUCGAGCAUCUCGUUUUGGCAAGCAUGGCCAUGGUGGCCAACGGGCAGGAAACCGAGGUGGCAUCUGUCGAUUGCAGUAUCGGAGACACUUAUUUAUCGCUAAACCGCUACGACGAAGCCAUUUUCGCGUAUCAGAAGGCACUCACAGCUCUCAAGUCUGGCAAAGGAGAAACUCACCCAUCUGUUGCUUCGGUUUUCGUCCGUCUGGCUGACUUGUAUAACCGGACCGGUAAACUGCGGGAAUCAAAAUCCUAUUGCGAAAACGCCCUUCGAAUCUAUGGAAAACCAUUACCGGGUGUCGCCCCAGAAGAGAUUGCCAGCGGUCUUACUGAUGUUUCUGCUAUUUACGAAUCGAUGAACGAGCUCGAGCAGGCGUUGAAGCUACUGCAGAAGGCUUUAAAGAUUUACAACGACGCCCCCGGUCAGCAGAGUACUAUUGCUGGCAUUGAAGCCCAGAUGGGCGUAAUCUAUUACAUGUUGGGGCGAUACUCCGACUCCUAUAACUCUUUCAAAAGCGGGAUUUCAAAGCUUCGUGCCAGUGGGGAAAAGAAAUCUGCAUUCUUUGGAAUCGCUCUCAACCAAAUGGGGCUCGCUUGUAUACAGCGUUAUGCCAUAAACGAGGCUGUAGACUUGUUCGAAGAAGCACGGGGCAUUUUGGAGCAAGAAUACGGGCCUUAUCACCCCGAGACAUUAGGGGUGUACAGCAACCUCGCGGGCACAUAUGAUGCUGUUGGCAGGCUGGACGAUGCGAUUGAAAUCUUGGAAUUUAUUGUGAAUGUGCGAGAGGAAAAGCUAGGAACGGCUAAUCCAGAUGUGGACGAUGAAAAGAAGAGGCUGGCAGAGCUACUAAAGGAGGCGGGGAGGGUUCGGAAUAGAAAAGCGAGAUCGCUAGAGAAUCUGCUCGAUGUCAAUCAUCGUCCUAGUACUACUGUGAAUAACAAUGGCAUACAGGUUUGAUCACAAUGUUUGUAUAUGGAAUGGCAUAUUGGUUCUGUCAAGAAAACAUACAAAACAGAAAAGGGGUAUAGAUGAAGAUUUCUUUUUUUUUUUUUUUUUCUUUUUUAAUUAUUAUUAUGGGUGUGAUUUAAACAUGGGGCUGCAUUGAGAUGUGAUUUAUUUUACGAUAUAUUUAUCACAAGUUGUCUUGUUUUUUUUUUUUUUUUCAUAUGAAUGUAUUCUUACAAGGUGUAACAUUUGUAUAUCAUUGUAAAAGAAAGUUUAUUAUCCACCAACUCCAUGAUUCAAAGAGUUUGGACACUGCAGAAGAGGGCAAAUUAUUUCAUGGCAGAGAGUCUACCUUGCAUU